AUGGCUGUCGUCGGGGGAAGGGGAACCCCGCCAGCCCCCCCGCCGCAUCUCAUCCGCCCGCCACUCCCCCCUGGGCCUGCGCUUAUUCCCGGCGGGCCUCAGGGGCAAGUGCUUAUCCGCCAUCCCCAACCGCCUCCCCCGACGAUGUUGCUCCCCGUGGGCGCGGGGAGCAUCGAGGCGAAAUUCGCGGCGCAGCACGGGGAGAUUCAGCAGCUGCUGACGGAGAAUCAACGGCUGGCGGCGACACACGUGGCGCUUCGGCAAGAGCUGGCGGCGGCGCAGGGCGAGAUCCAACGGACGAAAGCGACGCUGGCGGCGGUGCAGAUGGAGAAGGAUCAGGCGGUGCGGGGAAUCAUGGAGCACAAGGCCAAACUCGAGGCAGACUUAAGAGCCGUCGAGCCUCUGCGCGGGGAGCUGCAUCGUGCGCGCAUGGAGCUGCAGGCGCUACAGGCGCGCGGGGGGGAGGCGGAGGCGGGGCGCGCGGAGAUGCAGCGGCAGAUGAGCGCGAUGGGGGGCGACAUGCAGCGCAUGCGGAGCGACCUGGAGGGCAUGCGGCAGGAGUUGAUGCAGGCCAGGGAUGCGGCGGAGCGAGAGAGGCGGGCGGCCAUGGAGGCAGCAGAGCAGCGUGAGAAGGCGGAGAGGACCCUCGAGGCCACUGCACGGGAGGUAGACAGGCUCAGGGGCGUGGUGGGGCAACAGCAGCAGCAGCACCAGCAGCAUGCAAUGUAUGGCGGGCAACAGCCGUUUAUGGGGAUUGCAGCCACGCAGCAGCCCCCAUGGGCGCAGCAGGUGGCGCUGCAACAGCAGCAGCAGGGAGUGUCGCCGCAGCAGCAGGGAGUGCCGCAGCAGCAGGCUGGGCAGCAGCUGGGGAUGCAGGCGCUUGGGCACGCAGGGCAGCAGAACGGCAUUGUGGGCGGCCCUGCAAAGGCGACAGCAGCGCAGCUGGGGGCAGAUGCGGCAGCUGGUGCCGCAGCAGGAGCAGCAGCAGCACCAGCCACAGCAGCUGCCGGUGGCUCUGCGGACGCUGCUGCUGCUGCUGCUGCUGCUGCUGCGGGUGCGGGUGCUGAUGGGGUUGCUGCCACUGAUGCGGGUGCAGGAGGAGACGACCCAGUGGCGGAGUGUGGGUGGACGGAGCAUGCAGCACCGGACGGGCGGCCGUUCUACUACCACGCGGCCAGCAACACAUCUGUGUGGGAGAAACCCCCCGAGCUCGCCCAGGCCGAGGCUAAGAAGGCCGACGCUGAGAAAGCAGCGGCUGCUGCCACCGCUGGUGGUGCUGCUGCUGGUGCUGCUGGUGGUGGUGGUGGUGGUGCCAGUGCUGCCAAUGGGAGUGUUGCGGGUGUUGCUGAUGCUGCAGGGGAGAAGCAGCAGGAUGGUCCGGACAAGCAGCAGCAUCAGCAGCAACAGCAGCAGGAAAGCAGUGGAGUGACCCCCCUGGCGGUGUACGGGCUACCCGAGGACUACAGCGAGCGCCAGCUGGUGGAGCUGUUCCGCACGUACGGCACCGUGGUGGCCGUGCAGGUGGCUCGCGAGGGCAACCGGGGGCUGGGCUACGGCUACGUCCACUUGGACUCGCCCACAUCAGCGGACAUUGCCACGUCAGCGUUGAACGAGCAUCAACUGGGCAACCGGCGGUUGAGAGUAGAGCGAUACACCGCCCCUGCCGCCGCCGCACAGCCCAAGCCAGUCCAAGCCAGCCCUGCUCCUGUCUCCACUGCUGCCGCUGCUGGUAGUGCUUCUGCUUCCCCUGCUCCUGCUGCGGCUGGUGGCGCCGGCGCCACCGCCGCUGCUGGUAAUGCAGCUGUUGGUGCUGGUCCAGGGAUGGGCGCAGCGGUUGGCGCACGACUGCAGCAGCAUGCGCGCUGCUGCAUUAUAUCGCAUGUGGCGGUUUCUGCUGGUGCGCGCCCUCCCCUUGCCAUUUCGGACGACAUGGCGCUCCUGCAGCGCCUCGCGUAUGACGCCACUGCCCUCGUCGCGCGGCUGCCUCUCCUGCUGACGCCCACGACCGUAGUGACGGCCGCACCUGUGGCGCACGGCAGCACCUGCGGCGCACGGCAGCACCUGUGGCACACAGCAGCUGCGUAA
This is a messenger RNA of Closterium sp. Naga37s-1, 2085 nucleotides long. Lineage: Eukaryota; Viridiplantae; Streptophyta; Zygnematophyceae; Desmidiales; Closteriaceae. The record is from the annotation of a GenBank genome assembly.